Caenorhabditis sp. 36 PRJEB53466 is the source of this 1212-nucleotide messenger RNA. The record is from the annotation of a GenBank genome assembly. NCBI's taxonomy places the organism in Eukaryota, Metazoa, Nematoda, Chromadorea, Rhabditida, Rhabditidae.
AUGGAGGAAAUUAACCCGACGACAGAGCGAAAAUGUUCUAAAAUUGUGCGUUUUUUGAGAGAAACACGUUUUUUUCACAAAACAUUGAUUUUCAGACAAAUUUCCUGGCCGUCUCGUUAAUUUCCACACUGAUUGUAUCCACGAUUUCAUCGAUUCUCCUCUUUUUCCCGAUCGUCCUCAUUUCUGGAGCAAUUCGCGCGUUCGGAGCACUCAAAACGACCAACAACGGCGGAAAAUCGAUAAAAUCGCCGUCGGAAGAGGAUUCUGGAAUCGACGGCGACACCGAAGAAUCGGACGACGACGACGACGACAAAUCGAUGGCCCCCAAAAUGGAGAAAUUUCCGGAAUUGGCGGCGGACAAAAAGUUGGCCAAAAUUCCAGAGGAACCCGAGAAUUUUGAGGAAUUUUUGGAGGUGAGAGAAACGACUAUUCUACACAAUUGGUGGCCGGCGCGCCUCCGCCCGGUUGGCGCAGUGGCAGAGUGCUCUGCAGUCUGGAGGUAUCGGGUUCAAAACUUUUGACCUCGAAAGUUUUUUUGCUGAAAGAAAACAGGCAAAUUUGAAGGGAUUUGAAGGGGAGUACCGUGAAUUUUCGAAAAAAAAAAUUGAGAACGCACUCUUCUAGAGUAGGGGAACACAUUCUAACAAGAAGAAUUUCAUAGAACGGUCCCUAAUCAUGUGGCUCAAACCAAAGAUAAAUUCCUCGAAUUUGCAGACGCCCUCGGAGCCUCCAUUCGCCGUUCAAAAGCUCUCCUCACACGUCUCGCUGCUCAAAAUCUCGAAAAAUCUGGGAGAAACGCUUGCCGAGUACAUGACGUCCGCCCAAAAACGCCUUUUUCUCGUGACGUUUCGUGACGUGGCAACACUGACGAACCACGCGUCGAGCCACGAGAAUACGGCGAGAAUUGCGAUCAAACGACGCAAACUGAAAGUGAUGGAAUUGCCGGAAAUUGCGGAAAAACUGACGGAAACGUUGACGGAAAUUCUCGAAAAAACGCCCACCUCGCUGACGUGGAUUUAUGUGCUCGCGGAGCCGAUUAGUGCCCAGGAAAUGUGCGAGAAUCGCAGAAUUUCGACGGAAAUCAGGAGAAUGGUCGCGGAAUUCGGACACAACAAGACCGAGUGGGAGAACGUGGCGGCCGAUGAGUUUGAAAUGGAAUUUUUGAUUCUGAAAAAUGGCGAACACGCUUUGUGGUUCAAUUGUGAAAUGUGA